ACUUUAUCCUCUACUUUAAUAUAUUCCUUUUCUUUAAACCCUUAUUUUAUACCUCCUCUCUUUCUCUAUCUUUUAUAUAUAUCUAUAUAUAUAUUUUAGUAAUUUAUUAAUUUUAAAUUAACUAAAGAAAGAAAAGAAUAGAAAGAAUCGACCAAUCACUUGAUUUAUUACUGAAGCAAAAAAAAAAGAAAAAAGGAAAACACACCAACACUAAAGAAGAAGAAGAAGCAAAGUCUAUCUACCAAUGUUUAGAAUCAGACUGUCAAGUUUCCACUCCUGUGGUUACUCAUACGCAAUCCUUUGCUGGGGUCUGUUCACCCUCUACUGUAUAUGGUUCCAGGCAACGCGCCUGUACUCCUACUGGCUCAGACAGCAACGUAUCAAAGGCAUCGACAGACAGCCUUUUGUGAUGCCAGGCACCAGCCUUUACAAAAAAUGCGACUUCCUCGUCAGAAUUCCCUUCGUAACCAACCUUAUUGCUGCCAAGCACAUCGUCGGUGUCUUCAUUCUCUGUGUCGUAAAUGUCCUCUGGUCUUUGUGGGCUCCCUUUGUUUACACUGAUGCUGGCUGGGUUCUGCCCGCCGUUGGUCUUAUGGACCGUCGUCUUGCCUUCAUUGCCAUGGUUAACUGGGAUUUUGCCAUCAUCUUCGGUACUCGCAACAACAUUAUCACCCACAUGUCCGGUCUCACAUAUGAAUCCUUGAUUCCCUUCCAUCGCUGGUUGGGUCGUCUUGGUCUCGCUGAAUAUGUGCUUCACGUUGUCUGGAGAAUUAUUGCCGGUUACCAAAGAACUCACGUCGUUGCUGAUUCUCUUUUCCGUAACACCGAGUACACCACCGGUACCAUCAGUACUCUUGGUUACCUGUUGAUGUACCUUACUUCCUUUGAAUACGUUCGUCGUAACCACUUUGAGGUCUUCUAUUACAGCCAUAUCUUUGGUUUCAUCAUCGGUACCGCCUUUGCCUGCUGGCACGAAACCACCUGUUUCCUUUACUUCAUUCCCUGUAUCAUCUUCUGGCUUCUUGAUCGCGCCGUUCGUUCCUACCGCUCCUGGUUCGUCAAGUCGACCCCUAUCCGCGUCGACGAGACUGUUGCUCAGACUGCUACCCAGGAAGGUAUCCUCCGUGUCUUGUUCGAGCAGAAUGGCUUCAACAACUUUGCCCCUGGUCAGUACGGUUUCUUUGCUAUUGCCAGCAAGGCCAACAAGUGGUGGCAAUUCGCUUUCGCUUCCAACUGGCGUCCCUUCACCAUUUCCGAGAUUUUCCGUGGCAAGAAGUCCGAUGUUGCCUCUACCAACUCCAAGGAAAUUGAAGAACGUGUUAUGUCUGGCGAGAAGAAGAACGAAAAGGGUCACAGUGAGGACAGUCUGUUGAAUUUCGACAUUAACACCCCCGAAGGUGUAUCCCAGCUUGCACAGCUCCGUCGCAGAGCUCCCGGUGUUUCGGCCCCAAAUUCUGAAGAAUCUAUCCUUGCCACUGUACACAUCAAGGGUCUUGGUAACUACACCCGCAGAAUUCUUCGUGCUGCUGCCGCUGGCGACGACUUUGCGGUCAAGGUCGAUGGUCCUUAUGGUACAAAGCUCGAUUACCGUGAUCACAAGGUCAUUGCUUGUUAUGCUCUUGGUAUUGGUGCCACCCCUGCUAUGACUCUCAUCAAGGACUGUGUGGAGCGUCGUGCAGCAGGUGUCAAAACUGUUACAACUGAACACAUCUACUUCAUUUGGUGCGUUCGUGUCUCCGAGGAAUACACUUCUUUUAUGGACAUGCUUGCCUACUGGAACGAGAAAUGCAAGUCUGCAAUUCUCCCCAUUUCUCUCACUGUCUUCAUUCAUGUAACCCGCCAGAAAUCAGGCGAGAACCUUCUGGAAGGUUACCCUGGCUCUGAUGUUUUCUAUGGCACUCGCCCAGACAUCCCUGGUUACAUGCAGAUGAUUGAAGAUGAAGAGAAGCAAAGAGGUCGUGAUCACAGCCAUGUCUAUGUCCACACUUGUGGUACCGAUGACUUUAUGCGUACCGUUUGGAACACAGCCUUGAAGCAUGACUGGGACACUCACCGUGAAACCUUUGACUUUUAGGAAACGUUAUCUCAUUUUGUAUAUUUUAAUCAAAUAUUAUUAUUAUUAUUAUUAUUAUUAUUAUUAUCCAAUUUUAUUUAUUAGAUACUAUUCAUUAACUAGCCCUAUUUUUUUAUUGGCUUAUAUUCCAUUAACAUCAUCAACAAAAACCCACGUGUAAUUUCAAUAAAAAAAUAAUAAUAUAAUAUAUAGUGAAAAAAUAAAUAAAAAUAAAAAUAAAAAUAAAAAUAAAAAGCCGCCUUGCUGU
This is a messenger RNA of Phycomyces blakesleeanus NRRL 1555(-), 2321 nucleotides long. RefSeq lists its product as hypothetical. NCBI's taxonomy places the organism in Eukaryota, Fungi, Mucoromycota, Mucoromycetes, Mucorales, Phycomycetaceae. Gene Ontology annotation, molecular function: oxidoreductase activity. The record is from RefSeq and is a predicted model, not a curated record. The coding region runs from base 245 to 2074 and encodes 609 amino acids. Gene Ontology annotation, cellular component: plasma membrane. The transcript is spliced from 3 exons.